UUCCUUCGGAUUCCGAAGCGCAUCUCAGGUAGGCGAGCGAUCGAUCUCCUCCUCUCCCGAUUCCCCGCCGCCGGCUCGUGGCGCCGCGUUUCUCUCCCGAUCCAUCUCCUGCCCCCCCUCCCCCCCCCCGGGGGGCCCCCCGGCAGUUCGUCGCCACCCUGCGGUCGGACCUCGGCAGAUCCACGCGGGCAGCAACCCUGUUGGUCGGCGGCGCAUCGUACCGUACGGUCCUCCACAGCCAUGGUUUACCACUCUAGUUUCAUUGACGACGAUGAGAUCACUAAAGCGUGCGGGUGUCCUUUGCUUCCAUUAAAAACUCAUAUAAAGGGCCCAGCCCCAGCCUCAGAUUCAGAUAAAGCAGACGUAGUGGAUGAAGCAAUAACUUUCUUCCGAGCAAAUGUUUUCUUCAAGAACUUUCAUGUCAAAAGCCCAGCAGACAAAUUGCUUAUCUAUCUGACAUCUUACAUUAAUAUUGCGUUGAAAAGACUAGAAGGCUGCCGGACACUGGCUGUUGGGACCAAGGCAAUCAUAAAUCUGGGAUUGGAAAAAGUUCCUGUGCCUGGAGAACCAGGUUUUCCUUUCCCUGGACUUUUCGCCCUUCCCCAAUCUCCAGAGGAAGCAGAAUUGUUGAGGAAUUAUCUGAAGCAGAUAAGGGAGGAAACAAGUGGGAGGCUGCUCAACUGUGCAUACAGAACCAAUGGCACUCCAAACAAAUGGUGGCUGGCUUUUGCAAAGAGGAAGUUCAUGAACAUUGUCAUACUUUAGAGUACAGGCAUUUCAGCAACAGGUUAGAGCUGUCUGUAAAAUCCUGAUUGUAUUUUCAUAUUUGUGUCUAUGAUGAUGUAAAGUUUUUACAAAAUUGAUUCAUCUUAUGUCUGGAGUGAGGAACCAAAGAUUCCCUUAUGAAAGAUAGAUGCCUAAAACUAGUUCUUGCUAUGUAUGAAACAAUGAAUGGAAGGACGUGUUCUGUUGUUAUUACUUU
Messenger RNA from Brachypodium distachyon (stiff brome), 982 nucleotides. RefSeq names its product actin-related protein 2/3 complex subunit 3. The record is from RefSeq and is a predicted model, not a curated record. Gene Ontology annotation, molecular function: actin filament binding. Gene Ontology annotation, cellular component: Arp2/3 protein complex; cytoskeleton. Gene Ontology annotation, biological process: Arp2/3 complex-mediated actin nucleation; regulation of actin filament polymerization. Bases 241 to 765 code for a protein of 174 amino acids. Lineage: Eukaryota; Viridiplantae; Streptophyta; Magnoliopsida; Poales; Poaceae. The transcript is spliced from 4 exons.